GUUGGUCAACGUUUUACCAACAACGGUGUUUUUCUGAGCAGUUGCCCUGUAGAUUGCAGCCAUUUCUUUCAUCCGCUCGUCUCCCGCGAUCCAGCGUUGUUUGAGAGAAGUAUCUCCUGUCCGUAACACAAAGUUCGGAGUAAACACAGGUCACAUUUUUCUCUGUUUUUUUUUUCCUCGGCUGGCUUCCUUGCCAGCUGAAUCUCGUCGGGAUGGACCCAGCAAGCCGAUACCAAGUGUUGCACAAUGAGGAUGACUCUUCGGAGGCCUCCACCAGCGAACAGCAGCCGUGCACUUCUGCCGCGGCCCAGGCCGGUACGUCCGCCCAGGCCCAGGCCAGCCCGGCCCCUGCCUCAUCAGCAGGAGAGGCGUCGGGCUCAAGGACUCAGGGGGAGGCGGAGGCACCCCCACCUCCUUACGCGUCCAUUGACCUGGGAGCAACUGCCGCUACACCUGAGACUAGUUUCCCGGGCGACUUCCCAGUGCCUCCACCCUACAGCGUCGCCACCUCACUGCCCACAUAUGACGAAGCGGAGAAGGCCAAAGCAGCCGCCAUGGCUGCCUCCACUGUGGAGGUGAUGCCACGGGAUGAUGAAUUCCCCCCCAGAGAUGACUUCAGUGACGCUGAUCAGCUGCGAGUUGGAAACGAUGGAAUCUUCAUGCUGGCCUUUUUCAUGGCCUUCCUGUUCAACUGGAUCGGGUUCUGCUUGUCCUUCUGUUUGACCAACACCAUCGCAGGACGCUACGGGGCCAUCUGCGGCUUCGGCCUUUCCCUCAUCAAGUGGAUUCUCAUCGUCAGGUUCUCCGACUACUUCACCGGCUACUUCAAUGGUCAGUACUGGCUCUGGUGGAUCUUCCUGCUGCUCGGUCUCCUGCUGUUCUUCAGAGGGUUCGUUAACUAUCUAAAAGUUCGCAACAUGUCCGAGAACAUGGCCACGUCUCAUAGAACACGCCUCUUCUUCCUCUACUAAAGGUCUCCACACCAUCACCAUUCCUUUUCAAUGUGAAGUUCCUUCCCUCCCCCUCGAAUGACCUGACUGAGAGGCCUUGCAGUGAAGAGAGGAGAAGGGGAAGGAAUGAAGGAAAGAAAGUAGGUAGAAAGUGUCAUUAAAGGAAAAACUUCUGAACCGAGCCGAAAAAUACAUCUCUGAUGACAACGUCUCUUCCCUGGCUUUGUUUUUGUUUUUCAUUUUCCUUUGAUUCAAAGCUCCUAACACAGUUGUGUGAAACACCGAGCCAACGUGUGUGUCAUGUCUGUUUAGAGCAGAAGUGCUGUUGACAGACAUAACUGAAGCCGACAGAUGUUCCGAAAUCCGAUUUUACAGUUACACUUACUCAGAAACGCUAAAUGAAAGCACAAUGAAACAAUUUCAAUUAAAAACAAUGUCUUAAAAGUAGGAAAUAUGUGCAAAUAAUUUUGGUAAUCGGAGUCAGCUCGUUUGAUGAUAUUGCUUUGUCCGUGUAAACACACAGUGACAGCACUGUUAUCAGAGAAAACCUUGUAGUCUUUAAAGGGACAUUUGCACGUUUAAAAUAGAAAAUGUGUAGGACUUGGAAACCUAUUCUGAGCCUCGGAUUUUGAAAUCUCCCCUCCAACUUUCCUUCGUUUGUACUCCAACUUUUGUGGCUAAGAUCAAGUAAACAAUUCACCUACUGCAGCAAAGAUUUCUGCACAUUGCAAUACAUCUUCAGGAGUUUUAAGUACUAGUUUAACCAUUCCACAUUUUUUAAUUUCAGGGUGUUUUGAAGAAGUCUUACUUUUAGAUGUGAUGUAGCGUUUUUACGCCCUCUUUAACACAAAUAAAAUCUACUUUAGUUGACAGUUUUAUAAUGUGCAUCGUGCUAACAUCUUAGCAUAUGGUCACUUCGGACUUUUUUGUUUUACCGUGACCGGAUGGGGCUCAAAAUAUAACACAGGGCAGAGAACCGCUUGGAGUUUGUUGAAACUCUUUUCAUAAUGUCCAAUUUUGUUGAGACAGACACCCUGACCUUUGAACUUCAAAGUUUUUUUUUUUUUCUUUUAUCUCUGAGGUAUCACACAAAGUUUUUGACACAGAAAACCAGAGGCUUUAUCUGGAGACACCUGUUUGUCAAUCAAAGUAGGUAAAAGCACGAAAGAAGAAAGACUGUAAACCUAAUCUGACAUGUGCACAAACAGUAUCCCAGAAACUCCCCUUCUUUGCCUUUUAGUGAUAACUGUCAUGCUGACCUGACCUAUGCAGUAGCAAUUUUUUUUUUUUCUCCAUCAUGACAUUUUUGAAGAGGAAGUCUACAUUUACCUCAGUAGUGCUUGACAUUCUCUCUGUUUUGAAUCAAAGAAAAAUGAAAAGAAUGUUUCCAAAAUGCCUGCACAACUACCAGAACUCUACCUUAUCUGUUCAUGUUUCACUGCAUACGGUAAAAAUAAUGAUACCUAUUUGGGCUCAACCUAUCUCCUUAUUCACCGGUAAAACAUCAUAAAAACCAGUUGUUUUUUUUUGUUGUUUUUUUUUUGGCUCUCUACACUGACCGCCGAAUACGUCUGGCAGAACCGUAUCUUUAAGCUACCGAGGACCACGGCAAAUCAGUGAAAACUCCUUGGAUAAAUCAGUGUUUUUUUUUAGGCCACGCAGGCCGCCCCAGGCCGAUCAGUGGAAAGUGGCCCAGAGGGCAGGAGAACUGCCUCAAAUGCAUCUCCUGCUUCGCUGCUGUGGAAGUGGAAUGAGCAUUUGACAUACAGUACAGUACAGUGCAGUGACGUGCCAGGCUGAGUACGACCUCUUUGGAGUAAAAGAGUCUUAUGCAAUUUAGUUAAUUGUAAUGACCUAGAAUUAUGUACUUUUGGGUGUAGAGUCCUGUGAUAAUGGAAUAGAUGUAGUUUGAAUAGUUUAGUCAUCAGAGAUUGAGAUCCAGUUAUGACACCAGGCUUGGUCCAGACUGAAGUGGUUGUUGAUUUUUACAUAAAGCCGAGGUGCCGACUGAACCAGUGAAGUGACGUGUGUGUGUUUACUGUGCACAUUCACCAACAAAAUUUUUAAUUUAGUUUAAUUACACAUGAAUCAGAGGAAAAUGCAAUAAAACGGAUUACAAAAAACGUGACUGGUUCUGCAUGUAUUGCAUGAUUUAGAGAAACCCAGCACGUGGAUCUCUCUCUGGGAUUUUGGCUUUUGCGAAGAGAUAAGAUUUGAAUUUUCUUCCUUUUUCUUUUCCUGGAGUGAGAAGCUUUUGGUGAUGUAACGUAGCUCCUAUUGAGAAGGUGGCUUUUGUGUGGACAAAACGCGGUUAUUAUGUGAUAAACUGAGAACGCAGAUGUUGCCAUUUCGGUGGCGCGUGCGUGUAAAAGCGAUGAAGGCAGGGGAGACUGUCUGGCACGAAUGGAGCGCGAGUAGCGUGCGUCAUGAAAAUGGAGCCUGACUGGACAAAGAAAAAAGAACCUGCUUUUAGAUUUAAAUUUUUUUUUUUUUUUUUUUGUCAUCCAGAAAAUGAUAUGUAUAUACCAGCUUAUGCCAAUUCAUAAUAUUUGCACUUUGAAGAACUUCUGUACAGUAUGAUUUGUGAAUCUGCUUAACUUGAUGUGGGGUAGAAAAAGAAAAAUGUUGUUUUUAGCCAUCCAAGUUUUUCAACUGGAAUUCUUAAUCAUCCCGAAUGGAUAAUUUGCCUUUUGCACUUUUUAUUUUUCAAAACUGAUAAUAUUGUUAUCGUGUGUCUUGUUUCAUCGCUUUUAGCCUAAACUGUGACAGCUUGAGUAUUGCCAAAUUAAAGGUUUUUUGUUUUGUUUGUUUUUUUUGUUUGUUUUUUGUUUUUGUUUUUUUGGACUCUGUUCAUAUCCCACACAAGCCUCUUGAAGCAAUAUCAAGAUCUUUUAAUGAAUUCAAGCUCUGCUGCAUGAUUUAUCCACCUGAAUGAGUGGGUUAAUAUUAGGAUUAAUCUAGUACAUUUCUUUGUUUCUAAAUAAAUGAAGAGAAAAAUGAGACGGCAGCCGAGCAGUUUUUUUUUUGUUUUGUUUUUUUGUUUUUUGUCUAAAAUAAUCCUUGUAACAUCUUCCAAAAACAGUUGUUAUGCAUUUAUUGUAAAAUUGUAACUGGAAUUUAAUUGACAGAUGAUGUCUUGCCAAAAUGCCAAUAAAGUUCAAAAACCUGC
Messenger RNA from Xiphias gladius (swordfish), 4119 nucleotides. RefSeq names its product Nedd4 family interacting protein 2 (gene ndfip2). The record is from RefSeq and is a predicted model, not a curated record. Gene Ontology annotation, cellular component: Golgi apparatus; endoplasmic reticulum; perinuclear region of cytoplasm. The transcript has 8 exons. Lineage: Eukaryota; Metazoa; Chordata; Actinopteri; Istiophoriformes; Xiphiidae. Gene Ontology annotation, molecular function: WW domain binding. The coding region runs from base 213 to 971 and encodes 252 amino acids. Gene Ontology annotation, biological process: vacuolar transport; metal ion transport; positive regulation of protein ubiquitination.